AUGGCAUCUCCCACCAUCAUCCUCCCUGGCGAUACCCUCCAGCUAUCCCAGCCCAAUGCUCCCAAGUUAGGACCGAACCUUCACCUGCUAUCAUCACAGAGCGAGUCUCAAGAACCCCAGCAGGCUUCGACACAAAUCAUUGCAGCCUCGCAAGCGGGGCUUCUGACGUCCGAAACGAAGCGGAACACAACAACUUCAGUUCUCCCUUUUCCUAAAACACGCUACACGCCGUGUCAGAAUGACUUGGUGAUUGCGCAAAUACAUCACUCGAGUCAGGAUUUCUUUCACUGCAUAAUAACACCAAACUCACCACAUGCAUUUCUUGGCCAACUCUCCUUUGAGGGAGCAACGAAGAAGACAAGGCCGCAACUUAAAGCUGGUGAAAUAGUUUAUGCGCGCGUUUUAUCUGUAGGGGUCGGCGCAGGCGGAGAGAUUGAAUUGGCUUGUGUUAACACUGCGACUGGGAAGGCAGAGCCUGAUGGUCUCGGGCCCCUAACAGGUGGCAUGGUGUUUGAUGUUUCCACCCUCUUUGCAUCCAGAUUAAUGAUGACUGGGGCAGAGAGGAAAGAUGGCUCCGGACCUGGUGGUGUUGUUGUUUUGGAGGAGUUGGGCAGGAAGUUUGAAGGCCAUGGUGGUUUUGAGGUCGCUGUUGGAAGGAAUGGGAAGGUUUGGGUUGAUAGUUCUGCUGAGGGGGAUGUUGGAGUUAGGAUGGUUGUUGCUAUCGGACGGUGUUUAAAAGAGACGGAUGAUAAGAGACUGGAUGUUUUGGGCCAGAAGAAGUUAGUUUUGAGAGUGCUGAAGGAGAUGGGAUUAGGUAAAUGA
Messenger RNA from Arthroderma uncinatum, 822 nucleotides. RefSeq lists its product as uncharacterized. Bases 1 to 822 code for a protein of 273 amino acids. Gene Ontology annotation, biological process: exonucleolytic trimming to generate mature 3'-end of 5.8S rRNA from tricistronic rRNA transcript (SSU-rRNA, 5.8S rRNA, LSU-rRNA); TRAMP-dependent tRNA surveillance pathway; poly(A)-dependent snoRNA 3'-end processing. Gene Ontology annotation, cellular component: nuclear exosome (RNase complex); cytoplasmic exosome (RNase complex). The record is from RefSeq and is a predicted model, not a curated record. Lineage: Eukaryota; Fungi; Ascomycota; Eurotiomycetes; Onygenales; Arthrodermataceae. Gene Ontology annotation, molecular function: RNA binding. The transcript has a single exon.